AUGCCUAACGCCUCGCAAGCGGUGAGACAAGCUACCGCUAUUGACGCCGCAGCAGCCGCUGGCCGACAUUUGGACGCUGCAGCAGCCGCUGGCCGUCAUUCUGACGCCGCAACAGCCGUUGGCCGUCAAUCGGACGUUGUAAACACCCCUCGCCGACUUGACCAGCUGAACCCGCUUCCGCCGAGGGAAAGGUUUCAAGAGGACGUCGCUCGUCGUUUCCCCCCGCAACCGCCGCGACUCCCAAAGCAGAUACCGUUGCAGCCAGCGUUGCAUCUAGCGUUGCAGCCAGCGCAGGGAAGCGCGGUGCCACUGCUGACACGCCAUCACGCGUCGGGUUUGGCUCGAUCUUCCCCACUUACGGCGGGUUUGACGUCACCUCCACUCUCCACGCGACAAACUUCCCCGUCGCCCGUUCCGAGCGUCACUGCUACCACGACUCCUGCUCCUGCUCCUGCUACUUCGCCCAGCGACAGCGCUACUGCCGCCGCAGCUGCAGCAGACGCGUCGCCGGUUUCACCAUUGACACUCCCAGCUCGCUCCAGCGGCGUUUCUUACUCACCAGCGUCGCCACCCGAACAAACCACCGCUACCACCCACUUCAGUGGCAAUACCGUCCCCUUCAGCGGCCGUACCACGGACUUCACUGGCAUUGUCGCUCGAUCUCCGAACCUCCUACCCGUCGCGCACCGGAGCGACCCUGGUCCAUCCUCGUUAUUGCUAUUUCCGCGUUCACCCGACGCAGCAUCGGCUUCUCUCUCGCUCUCCAGCCACCCCUCUCUCUCUCCCACCAGCAGCCUCAGCACGACCAGCACCACGCUCCCCGCCGUGAUUGGCGCUGCGCUCAGCCCGGCGCCAUACCUUCGAACCACUGCUGCUGACCUUCAACCAGACGUUCCCCCCCACGACAUUCCCCCCGAACUCCCCCCCCCUCCCGACCUUUCCCCCCCCGACCUUCCCAGUGUCGGCUCAGCGGGAAGACCCACUGCUGUCGGCGCGUCAGUGGCGGAGGGAGGGUGGAAUGCGGUGGUAGGGCGGAGUGAGGCGGAAGAAAGGGAGGCGAUGUGGCGGCUGUGCGCGGAAGAGAUGGCGCAUCUGAAAGCGCUGCUGCUGGACGACGGCGGCGGCGGAACGCAAAGCGCGCCGCUGUUGCAGCGCGCCGAGCACGAUGGCUCGCAAAGGACCGUUUCGCGCAGCGACGGCGGCUCGCACGACCCCCACCUGGCUGGGCUGUUUUCAGGAGCCGCAACGGUUCAGGAAAACCCGGACCAGACAUCCGCACUACAAGCUACCCCACAGCAGCAGCAGCAUCAGGAGGAAGGGCAAGGGCCUCCUCAGGGGAACGACCCCUACCGGUUGUACCUGCUGGCUGAGAUACGGAAAGCGCGUGCGGCCAUGCUUUCUCGUGGCGCUACUACUGCUCCUCUCGGCCACCUACAACAGGAACACGCGGGUUCACCCGGGGAUCCAACGGUCAACCUCAAUCACUCUGGGGCUGCGGCCCCUGAAAAGGGGGGGACAGCGGCGCGCUUCCACGCGGGAGGUGGAGGCGGGAGCGGGCGGAGCGCGAUGGUCGUGUCCGCGAUGCUGACGCCCUUGGGAAUCGUCGCGCUCUCAACGCAAGCACGCGCCAAUGCCGCCGCUUGUCUGCCGGAAUCUCGUUUGGGGAACGUUGGGAUGAGCGAGGAGGUGGCGGCGAGGGAAGCAACGGAAACGGCGAGGGAAGCGACGAAAGCGGCGAGGGAAGCCGAAGAGCAAGAACUGCGGGAGAUCUGCAGUGCGCUGUUCUCAGCAGGAGCGCGGGAAGCGGAUGGUUUCUUACAGGGCGCGCUGGGUGGGGCUGGUGGGAAGGGCGUGGUCAGGGGCAGCUCCGGUUGGGAAGUUUCGGGGUCGCGAUUAGGAGACGCCGCACUCCCGGAACAGCACGCAACAUUGCAGCAUGGAUUUCCGCAGCACAUUAUACCGCAGCAGGCAACACCGAAGCACGCGGCGCCGCACGCAACACCGCAGCAUACACUUAUCCACGACCAAGUCCCACUGCAGAGGACGAUGAUCACAGAGCAGGAGUCGGCGCCAUUGCAGCACCUGCUAGCGGCAACGGCAACUCACGCGGCGGCUUUGGAGGCGCCGCAUGAAGCGGCGCUGACCCCGCAGGAGAUCAUGCUGCUGCGAGACGUGCUGGCAGCACCAGCUCAGGAUCACGAGGCGGCGAGGUGGAUAACCACCAAAUCACCCUUCGACGCGCAGCCGUCGAUGGUCGACGCGGAAUUCCCGCGGGGUGAUUUCAAGCAGCCGCAGCGUCGGGCGUCCAAGUCCGAAGGGCAGCGCAGCAGCGGCAUGGCAGGGGAGCGAGAUUUGUUGACGGGAAACGCGCCAGAGGACCUGCGCGUUCCUUUUGAGCGAUACGGCCCGAUCAAGGAUGUCUACCUACCAAAGGACUACCACACAGGGUAUGUUGGCUCCAAUUUUGUAACUGUUUAUGGUGGUGAUGGUGGUGGCAUGAUAUCGCAAUCUGGUUACCAGUUCGUGAACAUGGCGGAUGCGGAGGACGCGCAGUACGAGCUGGAUCGGACCAACUUCAAUGGCAGGGAGAUCACGGUCGUCUUCGCGGAGGAGAAUCGCAAGAAGCCUGACGAGAUGCGCACCAGGGAGCGAUACAGCACGAUCACGCUCGCGCUCCCCUCCAGGCCGACGUUCCUUCUCGCCUCCUCCUCGCCGCCGCUCGCGCUCCCCUCCCCCUCGACGCAGCGGCCCUCCGCGCAGGUCUCCUUCCGUGAUCGCCCAGCUAUUCCAAUGAAGAUCGGGAUCGCAGCUACAGCCGCUCGCCCUCACCCCGUGGCCGUGGCCGUGGGCGCUCCCCUCCUCCGCCUCGCAAUGGCAGCGCCGGCGCUCCACCUAGGCAGGUGGUUUGAGACUAUCCCAACCCCCCCUCCUCCCUUGAGUUUUGAGGCGCCUCAAAUUUCUGGUGUUCCACCUAGGGGCCGGAGUGGUAGUGCUGGUGGAGCUGCAGCAGGUGGUGAAGGUGGGCCUAGCAGGCCUUAA
Molecule: messenger RNA, 3039 nt
Organism: Closterium sp. Naga37s-1
Lineage: Eukaryota; Viridiplantae; Streptophyta; Zygnematophyceae; Desmidiales; Closteriaceae
Source: the annotation of a GenBank genome assembly